UCUUGAUGUGUUUUAUGGUUUUGAUCUCAAAGCAAAUUACAACUAUUCACAAAUAAAUGCUUAGCAUCUGAAAACAUAAGUUCUUGAAACUUGUAUUUCAAAAGCUGAGUAAAAUAGUCACCAAAGUUUUAUGUACUACUUAAACAUAGCCAUUUAUUCAGCCUAAUAUUUCUUACAGAUAAACAUUACAAAAAGCAAAUUUAUAAGUGCCAGCUCCGAAAAUUACUAAUGCAUAAGAUAUCCCAUUUAAAAGAGGGAAACUACAGACCUAAAAUAAAAGCUAAAGUUAUUAUCUUGAAUAUAAAUUACAAAAAGUCCUAAGUCAGAGAUAUUCCAGGAUAGAGGGUGAUUUCUCUAAUAUCAAAUUCAUUAACACGCACAUUUCCAAAGCAGUAACCCAUAGUUGGGGUUGUUUGAUGUUGUUUCUUCUUUAAAACAAACACCAUGGCAAAAUCCAGAGUAAAGUUUAUGCAUUUAUUGGAGAAACAGAUAGAGAUCAAAGGGAAAAGAACAGACCAAAAGUCUUUGGAUGAGAACUCGCUCCCUUUUCAACACUGAUCUGUUUCAUCAGGAGCUUGUGUGCAGAAUAGAUGAUGAAACAUGGUCACCUUCAUUAGGAGGUUUUAUACAUACGACUGCAUUGUAGUUUUGCACCAGUAAAUCUUUUAAUGUGCAUAUUAUGUUUAGUUUUAUGAUAAUGACAGCAAUGGCUGUUAACACCUAAUUACUGGAGUUUAUCUUUAGUUGAAAAACUUGCAAAAGACAGCAUAUAAAAAAUCAAUGUCCACACAUCCAGCGUAGCAAAAAAUAGAUUCCUCGCUAAAAUCUCAUAAAGAGAAAAUUGUUUACCACAAAAAAGAUUUUAAAAAUUGGUAAAAUCUGCCUUUCCUAAAACUUGAGGGAAGCAGUUUCACCUAAUAAUGGCACUAAUGAUCUAAAACUAAGCUAAAUGGUAUCCCUGUAAUAUUAUGCACAUUAUUUAUUUAUCAAAUCCUAGUGAACAUUGCUUUUAUUUUCAUGUAUUUAAAACAUCACCGAAAGUAGUUUUUAUAUGAAUGUGACUUAAUGUAAGCAUCCUUGGAUCACGGGAAGAAAAGUCAACAUGCAAAUAAUGUGAAAAAAUUAGUAUCCUCAGCUUCUAUCUCCCCUCUCUCCACUGACCACCAUGGGGGUCUCCUUCAGUAAGAAGCCACCAGAAAAUAACUUCAGCUGGAAUUGUCUAGAAAACCCCAGCCAAUGGAUUCUGAUAAUAUGAGGAAAUCCAGACAAGUUAUUCCACAUAUAGUAAGUACAUCCAGCUCUAGAAAGUGUCAUAUUCCAGAAUGUGUUUUAAAGCUUCCAGGUUUUAGAAGCACAGUCAAAUCUGACUACACAAAUGUACUCCCAAACUAGAGGAUCUCGAACAUUUUGAAUAAGGCUUGACUACAUUUCCUCUUUUACCUAUUCUAGACUCCCAACAGUGGCCUGUCCCUGACAUAACUGUUCAGCAACCUCAACAGAUCUGUGCCUUGAACAUUCCUUCUUCCCAGUCAUUGCCAAUCCACUCCCUCCCACCCAAGCUCUUCCAUUUUCUACCCUUUGCUGCUUGUCUGCAAAGUGCAACACACUCUGGCUGCAAGAAUCUCUGAGUUCGUGUGUAAUAGUUUUGCCCUUAACUGGGAUCCUCUACUCAACUAGACGCAAGCUUCCAGAGUGGGUUUGCUCUUUUGCUGAUUUAAACAAUUUAGUGGUGCCAAGAUUUGGGGGGCAGGGGGUCUAAGCUAGCAAAACACUAAUGCGAUAUCAGGAGAAAUGACCACCCAAACCAUUUUCCUUUUCAUUUCUCCUAAGAGAUGUUCCACACCUAAUAUUUAACCAAAAAAUCAAUGUGGAUACUCUGUCUCUGCAUGAGACACACAGUACAAACAUUCAUGUACUUUCUUUUGCAUCUCAAAUAAAACCUCCCCCUCUCUCAAGAGAUUGGGAUGCUUGGAAAAAGCUGCAAGGGAUCUUUUCAAACACAAAGACAAUAUAUUCUGUCUUGGUAUUGUGCAGAAAUAAUAGCAGGGCUUUUUUCUAGGCCAGGGUCUACUGAUUGUGAUCUUGGCCCUAACCCAGAAACUUGUUGUUCCCCAACUUUAAGUGGAGCAGCAGUAUGCCUCCUUACUACUUCACUUUUUUUGCUUUUUCUUUUUUUUUUUUCCUAACAAAACCAGUCUUAAAUGAAGUGGUGUCUAAGUUCUGACCAUCCCGCCCCACUCCGUCUUCAUGGACAGUCUGUGGCAGGGGCAGAUUCCACAAAGCACCCCUACAGGGAGGUCCCUCCUUGCCUUCUCCUCCUAUGCAAUUUGGAGCACUAGGAGAUCUGGGGUCCACACUCCAGGAGAACCGGGCUCCGGGGCGGGGCGCCGUGGCCAGGGCAGAGAGCCGGCUGCUAACAGCCUUUUGCCCUCUACAGGGGAUUUCUCCACCCCUCUCUCUAUACAGGACAAAUCCAUUUUCCGUGACAUUUCCAAGCAAAAGUCUACUAGUCAAGUUCCCCCAGUGGGUAGGAGUGUCUAAAAGUCCUCAUCUGAACAGUCCAUCUGAAAUGAAUCUCUAGUAAAAAUAAAUAAAUAAGAACCCUCUGAAGCAAUCAAUACAGUCGAGUGCAGAAAAUGCCUAGGGGUAAGGAAAAAAAAAAAAAAAACGUGGAUAAUAAAAGAUGCUCCCAGCUUCCAGCUCCCCCCCACCCUUUCCCGCUUUUUCAUUUACAGUGAGCGGGACAUUUAAAUUAUUGUGUGGUUUGUUGAUUUUUUUUUUAAGUUUUGUAGGGGUUUUUUGGUCUGUUUUUACACGGCACUGCAGGCAGCCUGUGCCCACAGGCAGAGGGGCAACGUGUCAGCCUGGAUGCCCCUGCCAGCCAUCCCCCUCGCGGCCGAGCCGGGGAUCCGGGAGGGAGAAGGUGCGGAGAGGGUCCUCGGCGGAGCGGCGGGUCCGGCGGGAGUGGGGGACCGCGGGGGGCGCGGCUCGGGUCCCAGACGGAGCUCUGCUCCUCGGAGGGAGAAGGAGCCUCGGCGGGUGCCACCCCCUCCUCUCCACUCCCCAGAGCCGGGUGCCUGGAGCAGGCACGGUCGCGGCGGGGCCCGGCGGGGGCAGCCGGGGAACCUCUCCGGUCCCCCCAUCCCCCCCCCACCCCACAACACGAGUUCGCGCCCCGGGCAGUACAACUGUGGGGGAGACCGCGUUAGCGGUUGUGGGGAGAAUAAGGUCUGCACGAGUGUGGGAACGAACAUAAGCCCUGGCCACCGACGCCUCGGUGCCCGGAAUCUCCGAGCGGAAACAAGGCUGCCCCCGGGCGGGCGGGGGGAGCCGAGGCAAAGUGGCGGCGCAGCUCGGGCAACUUUGCGGAGCAGCCGGGCGACAGCAGCGGGCAGAGGCUGCUGCCUCCGCUUCCCCGGCGAGGCUAACGGGCACCCAGAACGCUGCUGCCUCCGACCAGGAGGCGGAGGACUGAGUGGCUGUGGUCGCGAGCGGGAGGCAGGCAGGGAGCCCAGCCCGGGAGUGCCAGCCGCCCUCCGCGUCCUCGGCCCGCCGAGGGGCGCCUGCGCCCGGGUACGCUGCACCCCAAAUGCCCACUCGCCGUCCCACGGGGCCACCAACUAUUCGAGCGGUGCAAGGAAAAGGCAGCGGAAAAAAGGGGAGCAGAGCGAGAGAGCAGACGAGCGCGAGAAAUCAAGACCGACGCCCGCCCGGAGGAUCACGUACCUUUAGCUCCUCAAUAUCCAGCCGGCGCUAAGGGGAUUUCUCUCAUCUGUCAAAAAGCAACAUUUCCUCUCCAGACAAAUACUGUGCUGCUGGGUCUUAAAGACUGCCCUCUGCCCGGAAUCCAGUAGGUGACAAGCAUUUUAAUUCAUUUCACAUGUUGCCUCAUCUCGUUCGGUAGAGCUGGGAAGAACAACGUAUGUGUGUGUCAUACCCGCGUAUUCACAUGUAUUCACUUUCCAUCUGCUUUCAGUGUCGGGGAGCUUAAGAAAGACUCUUAAACAAAGUGACAAAUAGAAAUAAAGAAAAUUUCUCCUCCUGA
Herpailurus yagouaroundi (jaguarundi) is the source of this 4045-nucleotide messenger RNA. Its product is annotated as translation initiation factor IF-2-like. The record is from RefSeq and is a predicted model, not a curated record. Lineage: Eukaryota; Metazoa; Chordata; Mammalia; Carnivora; Felidae. Bases 2869 to 3732 code for a protein of 287 amino acids. The transcript is spliced from 2 exons.